Molecule: messenger RNA, 1106 nt
Organism: Monodelphis domestica (gray short-tailed opossum)
Lineage: Eukaryota; Metazoa; Chordata; Mammalia; Didelphimorphia; Didelphidae
Product: CKLF-like MARVEL transmembrane domain-containing protein 1
Cellular component (GO): membrane
Source: RefSeq, a predicted model, not a curated record
AACAGUUGGAAAGCUCUGAAUGGAGAGAGCGAGGUCGGGGUGACGCGGCCAGUGCGGAGAAGCAGCCGUUGGUGGGGCGCGGGGGAAGAGUGCUGCUGCAGGACUAGUGGCAACAAGCUGGGCCCAGCUCCACUCCCAUCAUGGAAGCCACCAUCAGCGCACUCAAAUGGUCCAAGAUGACUAAGAUGAGAAUGAGGGAAGAGGGGCGACUGAAAGUGCAACCCAAGAUCACCAGAACCGCUUUCGGCUACCUGUAUUCUGUGUCCGGCAUUUUGAAAGUCCUCAGGAUGUUAUUUGUCUUUGGAGCAUCCAUCGCCUUUAUAAUCGCAUCAGUCCAUGAAUCCUACAUAGCCAUCCUGCUACUGGAGAGCUGCAUAGUUCUGUCAUUCAUUAUAAUAUAUAUGUUAGGUCUACACCACUUGUUAGUGUUCAUAUUAUGGCCGGCAUUUGAUAUUUUGAACUGUAUACUUACUGCAGGUUUCCUUGUAGUUGUUGGCUUCCUGGUGUUGUGGGAAGAGGGAACAGACAAAUACGUUUUAGGUGGCGCGAUAUUAUUGUUAGUGUCAUAUUCCCUGCUGAAGCUAACCAAAACAGCCAGUGUGUUCAUUCCAGUGAUCUUAGUAUUAGAAUCCUCCUUCUUUUUUUUCUUCAUUUUUGCGUAUAUCCUGGCACUCCCAAAAUACUUGACAAAGUUGACCUGGCCCAUUUUUGACUUACUUAAUAACAUUUUUGCAUUUCUGUACCUUUCAUACGCCGGCUUCUACUCUCUCAUUCACCCACCAGACUCUAUAGAUGGGCUAUACUGGCAAAUAUGUGUAGUCAUACUUUUUGUGGCCCUCUUGUGUCUAAUAGAUGUCAUUUUACAAACCUGGCGGCUUAGCUUUCGAAAGUUAAAAUCUGGAAUUAGGAAGUCUAUCAGAAAGUGACUCGUCUCCUCCAACCAGGAGCCAGAGGACUCUGCACACUUAAAAUCUCAUAGAAAACACAGAUAUUUAUCUCUUCUCUUUUUACAAAGAACAUCUUUUCCUCUGAAAUCCCCAUUUUGCCAUGUUCAUGGCAAAAUGUUUUCCCUCCAAAAUAAAGAUUAUAUGGAAGUCUUUUUUUCA